CCUUGGGCGGGUCUUGACGCAUGCGCGGUGGUUCGGAAUGCUUGGACCUAUUGCCCCGCCUCAGUGAAAAGGGCUGGUCUGCGCCCUCAUCCGGCCCGCGUGUCCCGGACCUCACCUCAGCAAUGCCGCGCUAUUGCGCAGCGAUUUGCUGUAAGAAUCGCCGGGGACGGAACAAUAAAGACCGGAAGCUGAGUUUCUAUCCAUUUCCUCUGCAUGACAAAGAAAGACUUGAAAAAUGGUUAAAGAAUAUGAAACGAGAUUCAUGGAUUCCCAGUAAAUACCAGUUCCUGUGUAGUGACCAUUUUACACCUGACUCUCUUGACAUCAGAUGGGGUAUUCGAUAUUUAAAACAAACUGCAAUUCCAACAAUAUUUUCUUUGCCUGAAGACAAUCAGGAAAAAGAUCCUUACAAAAAAAAAUCUCAGAAGAAAAAAAUGGAAGAUGAGAAGGAAGUAUGCCUAAAAGCCAAGUCAAAAGAAUCAUUUGCAUCAGACGAGGCAAAAAGAAAUACACUUAGUGCAGAUGUGCUGCUCCCUGAACAUGGAGAAUUACUUGAUUCAUCCACUUUAGUAAAGUCACCAGUGUACAAAACAGGAAUUAUACAAAAUAUGUUAGCUCUUAAUGUGAUUAAACAAGGCACUGAAAAGCCACAGUCAACCUUGGAAGCAUCAGUUAACCAAGACACAAGUAGAGGUAACUUUCACACAUCUUUUGAGAAUCUAAAUUCUACAAUGAUUUCUUUGACAACUUCAAACUCAGAAGGCAUUGAGCAGUCUUUGGAAACCCAAGAAGUGCUUGAAAUAACUACCAGUCAUCUUGCUAAUCCAAACUUUACAAAUAAUUCCAUGGAAAUUAAGUCAGCACAGGAAAAUCCAUUCUUAUUCAACACAAUUAAUCAAACUGUUGAAGAAUUAAACACAAGUAAAGAAUCUGUUAUUGCCAUUUUUGUGCCCACAGAAAGCUCUAAACCUGUAGUUAAUUCUUUUAUACCUACACAGAAAGAAACCAUGGAAAUGGAAGAUACAGACAUUGAAGAAUCCUUAUAUAAGGAUGUAGACUAUGGGACAGAAGUUUUACAAAUUGAACAUUCUUACUGUAGACAAGACGUGAAUAAGGAACAUCUUUGGCAGAAGGUCUCUAAGCUACAUUCAAAGAUAACUCUUCUUGAGCUACAAGAGCAACAAACACUAGGGAGAUUGAAGUCUUUGGAAGCUCUUAUUAGGCAGCUAAAACAGGAAAACUGGCUAUCUGAAGAAAAUGUCAAGAUUAUAGAAAACCAUUUCACAACAUAUGAAGUCACUAUGAUAUAAAGCGAUAUUAAUACUAAGGCUUUUAUGUAAGCUCUUUCUAGCCAAACUAAAUUACAUUUAAGUGAACUUUUAUUUUUUUAUUUUUUUUUCACUGAGAAAAAGCAGUUUAAUAACACACACACAUAUUCAUAGGACUUUAUAAGUGAACUUUUUCCUGUUUAAAAGUUUCAUCUUAAUGAAGCUAUGAAAGUGCUCUCAUAUGAACUAUAUCCUGUUCUCAUAAUCAUUUUUGAGAAAAACUGGAGAAUUGUUGGGCUGGAGAAAGUUUUAUUAUGUGAUAAUUUUCCAAAUUAAAGUUAAAAUACAGUGAAUAAAUAAUAGUCACAGAAAAAGGGAACAAUGAUAUGACUAAAAUAUCCCAGAGUAGAAGUCAAGUUCAGAAAUCAUCUUGGUUCUACCACUGACGUAUUACUUGGGCAUAUUAUCAAAAUUAAGCUUCAAGUUCUAAACUGUAAAAUAAGGACACUUACUAGAUCUCUAAUAGUCUAUUUCUUUAUUGUUUCUUUCCUUUUUAUUGAGAUAUUAUAAUGGGUUUUAUAUAUAUUCAAUAGUUGAAGUUAGCUGGAAUUUGGCAUACUUAACUAUUGAAUUAUCUUCAAUAUUUAUUGAAUUCUGUAUUAUUUGGCUAUAGUGACAUCUGAAAUAGGAAGGAAAAUACACCUUUUAUAAUUUGCAUUUGAACUAAAAUAAGGAACCACCCAUUUGCACAGUUCUUAGGAAAAGGUACUUUAAACUUGAAAGUAUAUGUAUUUCAGUACUCUGUGUGUGGCUAACCAUCAUAAUACGUAGCCAUUUAAGCUUCUUAACAUUCUAUAUUUAUAAAGUUA
Messenger RNA from Tupaia belangeri chinensis (Chinese tree shrew), 2137 nucleotides. RefSeq names its product THAP domain containing 5 (gene THAP5). Gene Ontology annotation, cellular component: nucleus. The record is from RefSeq and is a predicted model, not a curated record. Bases 21 to 1310 code for a protein of 429 amino acids. NCBI's taxonomy places the organism in Eukaryota, Metazoa, Chordata, Mammalia, Scandentia, Tupaiidae. The transcript is spliced from 3 exons.